Molecule: messenger RNA, 827 nt
Organism: Phaethon lepturus (White-tailed tropicbird)
Lineage: Eukaryota; Metazoa; Chordata; Aves; Phaethontiformes; Phaethontidae
Product: proprotein convertase subtilisin/kexin type 5-like
Exons: 7
Biological process (GO): peptide hormone processing
Cellular component (GO): Golgi membrane; trans-Golgi network
Molecular function (GO): serine-type endopeptidase activity
Source: RefSeq, a predicted model, not a curated record
AUGGGGAUGAAGACGCAGCAUAAUGGCCCACACUGCAGUGAUAACACCCACCAUUGCCAAUCAGAUAUGAAUAUAGUAGGUGCUUGGAAAAGAGGUUACACUGGAAAGAAUGUUGUGGUCACUAUCCUGGAUGACGGCAUCGAAAGAAACCAUCCAGACUUGAUGCAGAAUUAUGAUUCGCAGGCCAGUUUUGAUGUCAAUGGAAAUGAUUUUGACCCUAUGCCUCGGUAUGAUGCCAGCAACGAGAACAAGCAUGGAACCCGUUGUGCUGGAGAAGUGGCAGCCACGGCAAACAACUCACACUGCACAGUAGGAAUCGCCUUUAAUGCCAAGAUUGGAGGUGUACGGAUGCUGGAUGGAGAUGUGACAGACAUGGUAGAAGCAAAGUCUCUAAGCCUGAAUCCCCAGCACAUCCACAUCUACAGUGCCAGCUGGGGGCCUGAUGACGAUGGUAAGACUGUGGACGGACCAGCUUCUCUAGCACGUCAGGCCUUUGAGAACGGCAUCAGAAUGGGACGAAGAGGCUUAGGUUCAGUCUUUGUUUGGGCAUCCGGAAACGGUGGAAGAAGUCGAGACCACUGCUCCUGUGAUGGCUACACCAAUAGCAUCUACACUAUCUCCAUAAGCAGCACAGCUGAAAGUGGGAAGAAGCCAUGGUAUCUAGAAGAAUGUGCAUCCACACUAGCUACAACGUACAGCAGCGGGGAAUCCUACGACAGGAAAAUAAUCACCACAGACCUGAGGCAGCGUUGCACAGACAGCCAUACUGGAACCUCAGCCUCUGCACCUAUGGCUGCAGGCAUCAUUGCACUGGCACUGGAAGCAAA